AUGGGGCAGCGAGCGCCGUGUGCGGCAAAUGAGGCGCCUCUGGAGUGGUUGGGAGGGCGCAGGCCCAUUGAUUUGGCCCAGAGCCGGCGCUCCCAGGAAGAUGCCAGCAUGCAGGGAAAACGUUACGGUGGCCGUGUGAGGGGCAGCCAAGCAUGCAAGACGCUCCCAAAAAGACCGCGUUGGCAGUGCGCCACACCAGGCAGUGCCCAGAGGCCCGUCUGGGGCUAG
Molecule: messenger RNA, 228 nt
Organism: Bipolaris oryzae ATCC 44560
Lineage: Eukaryota; Fungi; Ascomycota; Dothideomycetes; Pleosporales; Pleosporaceae
Exons: 2
Coding region: 1-228 (75 amino acids)
Source: RefSeq, a predicted model, not a curated record